GCUGAAGGCGCCUACCGCGCCUCUGGUGGAGACGGAUCGCGAUUUCUUCCGGAAGCUCGAGAUGCAGGACACGGCGAGCGGCCUCAACGGCGCACUAAACUACCUCAGUACCAGGCAGUACGGGCUGCGCAUGUACGCCGUUGCUGUCGAGGAGGCCAAGCGCAUACACGAAGACCUGCCGCCCGAGCAGCGCAUGGAACGAGUGCGGAAGGUGUACCAACGCGUGAAAACCGAGCACGACAAGGAAAAAGCGGAUCGCGAUAAGCUGCAGGCUCGGGCCAAGACGCACCCUGAUGCUGCCAAUGCGAAGGCGCUGGCCUCCGCCGAAGAACGGGUCAAGAACCUCAACCUGCUGCUGCUUUACUACGCUUCGGGGCUGAAGCACAUCUACGAGGACCAAGAAUCGAAUAAGCCUUGAUCGCAUCUCUUGACAAAAAUUUUCGUGCAUGAACG
Molecule: messenger RNA, 453 nt
Organism: Dermacentor silvarum
Lineage: Eukaryota; Metazoa; Arthropoda; Arachnida; Ixodida; Ixodidae
Exons: 2
Coding region: 62-418 (118 amino acids)
Source: RefSeq, a predicted model, not a curated record